CUCUUUUUCUAUCCCAUUACAACUUUUUCUCGGGAAAUCUACCGUUUUUCGGUUCGAGUUCGUUGUCGUAAAAACAGAGAAGGAAUAAAGAUGUCAUUCACAGGAACAUUGGAUAAAUGCAAGGCUUGUGAUAAGACUGUUUAUGUGGUUGAGUUGCUUUCCCUUGAAGGGAAUCCUUACCACAAGUCCUGCUUCAAAUGUAGCCACUGCAAAGGCACCCUUUCGGUACGGUUUUUCUUUUCCCUCAUUCGCAUAAUGUCGUUUGUUAUGAUAUCGAUAUUUGACCCGAGUCGAUGGUUACGACAGAUGAGUAGCUACUCAUGGAUGGAUGGUGUCCUGUAUUGCAAGACUCAUUUUGAGCAACUUUUCAAGGAAUCUGGAAAUUUCAGCAAGAAUUUUCAAACUUCCAAGCCUUCUGAGAAGCAAAAUGAUCUGCAGUCGAGGGCUCCUAGCAAACUGUCCUCCAUGUUCUCUGGUACUCAAGACAAAUGCGCAGUCUGCUCGAAAACGGUUUAUCCGCUGGAGAAGGUGACUCUUGAGGGGGAAUGUUACCAUAAGAAUUGCUUUAGAUGUGCUCAUGGUGGGUGCCAUUUGACACACUCUUCAUAUGCUGCUCUUGAUGGAGUGUUGUACUGCAAGCAUCAUUUUGCUCAGCUCUUCAUGAUCAAAGGAAACUACAACCAUGUCCUUGAAGCUGCUGCAAACAAGAAAGCUACCACGCCGCCUCCAGAACCAGCGGAGGAAGAAGAGGGCGAUGCAGAAGCUCAGCCGCAGGCCGAGGAAGCAGCCGUAGAGCAAACUUAAUUAAGUUGGCUUCAUUCUGCUUCCAUCACCAUAAACUUGAGAAUCCUUGGCUAUCUUAAUUUUUUUUUCUCUCUCUCAUUUUUGCUUUCAAAUUCAUUUGUAACAAGUUUCCAUUACCAUUUUGUGUUUCUCUUUUUAAAGCAAUUCAAAACAUUAUUUAUAUGCCAUCAGAGCAUAGAAAACAAUGUACCAUAGUUUCUGUCAGUGAGAGGAGAAGCUGGAAUAAAGCACAGACUGCUAUGAUCAUUUCCAAUCACUAAAGACAAUUUUCCCUUUUCUCCAA
Benincasa hispida (wax gourd) is the source of this 1087-nucleotide messenger RNA. RefSeq names its product LIM domain-containing protein PLIM2c-like. The record is from RefSeq and is a predicted model, not a curated record. Lineage: Eukaryota; Viridiplantae; Streptophyta; Magnoliopsida; Cucurbitales; Cucurbitaceae.